Aureobasidium melanogenum CBS 110374 is the source of this 780-nucleotide messenger RNA. Its product is annotated as S-adenosyl-L-methionine-dependent methyltransferase. Lineage: Eukaryota; Fungi; Ascomycota; Dothideomycetes; Dothideales; Saccotheciaceae. The transcript is spliced from 2 exons. The coding region runs from base 1 to 780 and encodes 259 amino acids. The record is from RefSeq and is a predicted model, not a curated record. Gene Ontology annotation, molecular function: S-adenosylmethionine-dependent methyltransferase activity.
AUGGGUCUACCACCUCAACUAAACCUCCUACGGCCACUUCUUCUUCUCUCUUACUCAGCCUAUUACAUCCCCAUAACAAUCUUCCGACUCCUGUUGUCUUCGCCCUCAAAACUCUUCUCUUGGUCUUCCUUCCAACACGCGUGGUUCGGAACCUUCUGGUCUUGGUUCGGCGGCGUAUCGCGUCAAAACGCCAACGCUACUGUAUCUCCUCUAGUCCGCUCAAACGUAUACGGUGUAGUCCUAGACAUCGGCCCCGGCAGCGGAGAGUGGGUAAAUCUGUACGCAGCAACCGCAAACAAAGUCACAAAAGUAUAUGGUGUGGAGCCGAAUCCGGAACACCAUGCUGCAUUACGCAGACGAGUAGAAGCCGCUGGACUCAAAGGCAUUUACGAGAUUUUGCCUGUAGGAGCUCAGGAUUUGGGAUCUGUGGGAUUGGAGAUCGAGUCUGUGGAUACGAUUGUGACGUUGCAGACACUUUGCAGUUGUCCUGGUCCGCAAGAUAUUAUCAAGAGUUUGUAUCCUUAUCUGAAGAAGGGAGGUACUUGGGUGGUAUAUGAACAUGUCAAGACGAAAUAUCAUAAUGAUUUUGUUGGAUAUUGGCAACCCUUUGUCAAUCUGAUCUGGCCGACAUUCUUUGGUGGUUGUGACAUUGCAAGACCUACUGAUGAAUGGCUUCGCGAAGUUGGUGACUGGGAGGAAGUCUCGUUGAGGGCAGGUGAAGGCGAGGGCCCAUACGACACGAUUCCACACUCGCUCGGAACGCUCAUUAAGAGGAAGUGA